AGCCCCCGAGUAAACAGACUUAACACUCCUCGUGCAAACACGAAGAGUCUCGUCAUGCUAGCUAUCCAGGUUGGUUAGAGUCAUGCAAUGAUUGUGAAUAUUUCAUUGUUCCCUUUGACCUUGGACAGGAUGAUUUAUCCGAGCAUGUACGGAUCUAGAAUUGCAUCAUCUCAGAAAUCAUACCAGUCAUGACCAUAUGAAUUUCUUGCAUUUCUCCGCCAACAAACCCUGGUCGAUCCUCAAGCCACCCUAGCUCCCGAUAUGGUGCAUGGUCAUGGCUAUUGGCAAGGAAAUGACCUCUACCCUCUCCCUCUGAUGUUGAUUUUGCUAACAAACGAGGAAGCAGUAGCCGACCUUGUGGCGUCACUCACAAAAAAUGUUAAAUUAAAUAUGGCAUUGACAAUUCUCGUCAUGAGGAGUAAAAGGACACCAUAGGAGCUGUCAGAAGCUUGAUCUACGCCUUUGAUAUAUUAUAGACAAUUAUACCCUUUAUAAACACUCGUUCGUUCUCCCUCUUCCCCUUUCCGCCCAGCCACAUUCUCUGCCACUAGCUGCCAGCGAGAAUUAAGAGACUGGCAAAGAUGAUUAUUUAGACCUCCUGAAGCUGCCUGUUAAAAUUUCAGAAAACCUAAAAAUUUGACGUUGAGAAAUCAUGUCACUUUACAAGACAAAAUUAAUAUCAUUAUCGUUGUCAUCACUUUCAUGGUAAAGUUACAGUUACACACAGUCACUUACACCCACAACACCGGCCACGGAGAUGGUCCGCAGCUUGCUGUCUUCCCUAAAAUGUGCGGCAAAUGCUCAUAAACUAAUCAGCCAGCGAGGAAUUCACCAGUCACACAUGGCAUCUUCCCAUGUGACUGUGAAUGGUCUGAACCUGCGAUAUGAAGUGGCAGGUUCAGGCAGCAAGGUGGGCCUCUGUCUUCCUGGAGCACUGGGUUCCAUCAAAUCCGAUUUUGGACCACAGCUAAGUUCCCUUGCUGGGGAGGAGCUGACCCUGGUGUGCUGGGACCCCCCAGGCUAUGGGCAAAGUCGCCCUCCACCACGCAAGUUCUCCAAUGACUUUCUGAGACAGGAUAGCACAAUUGCAGCCCAAAUGAUGAAAAUAUUGGGUUAUGACAAGUAUGCUUUGCUGGGCUGGAGUGAUGGUGGAAUCACUGCCCUGAUGAUGGCUGCUGCAUUCCCUCAGCAAGUGUCAGAGUUGGUGGUGUGGGGAGCCAAUGCUUACCUCACAGAGAAAGAUAUUGGCUUAUAUAAUAAGGUCCGCGACGUGAACCAGUGGUCAGAGAAGAUGAGGGCACCACUUGAGGCCAUAUAUGGAAAGGAAGACUUCAAAAAGACGUGGGAAGGCUGGGUUGAUGCCCUAGCCAAGAUAUAUCAAGAAGAGAAUGGAGACUUGUGUAAAACUGACUUAGACAAGAUUUCCUGCCGCACUCUCAUCAUUCAUGGCAACAAGGAUCCUCUCGUGCCCCGGGAACAUCCUGACUACCUUCACUCCAAAAUCAAGGGAUCACAAUUGGUUUGUAUGGAAGAUGGAAAACAUAAUAUUCACCUGAGAUAUGCUAAAGAAUUCAACAAACUUGUUAAUGAAUUUCUUUUUGAUAAGAAUUUUCUAGUGAAGCCUGAUGGUAAAAUUUAAUACUGUACCUGCACAAAAGAUUUUUUAUUGCAUUGUUUAUAAUGUUGAGACACAUUGUUAAGAGGAAAGUAUCCUCAUGCACAUUGUAACCUUGUUGUCACUCUAUUUCCUCUUGGCCACUAUCAGAAAACCUGAUGGAGGCCACUUAACCUGAACUUAGCCUGUCAGCUAAACAAUUUAUGUGGUUACUCUUCUGUACCUUUGGGUAACACUUCAACUCAAACAAUUCUGACUAACUUUCACUUAUCUCCCACUUUUACUUAUUUCAAAUACAAUACAGUUUCAAUACAA
Molecule: messenger RNA, 1930 nt
Organism: Portunus trituberculatus (swimming crab)
Lineage: Eukaryota; Metazoa; Arthropoda; Malacostraca; Decapoda; Portunidae
Product: valacyclovir hydrolase-like
Exons: 6
Coding region: 758-1639 (293 amino acids)
Source: RefSeq, a predicted model, not a curated record